Molecule: messenger RNA, 1663 nt
Organism: Carassius carassius (crucian carp)
Lineage: Eukaryota; Metazoa; Chordata; Actinopteri; Cypriniformes; Cyprinidae
Gene: casq2
Product: calsequestrin 2
Exons: 11
Coding region: 194-1378 (394 amino acids)
Biological process (GO): regulation of cardiac muscle contraction by regulation of the release of sequestered calcium ion
Cellular component (GO): sarcoplasmic reticulum lumen
Molecular function (GO): calcium ion binding
Source: RefSeq, a predicted model, not a curated record
UACCAGCUCAAUCCACCAACCACUCUUUGUCUGUGGUUAGGAGAGAAGGCAGAGAGUCAAGGGUUUGCCUGAAGAAAGCUGAAUUUUCAGAAGAAGGGCACGCAAACCGUCAGAAAGUACUCUUAAACCUGGUGGAGCUGGAUGAAGAGCCACUGUUUCUUUUUGGAAAGGUCUUAAGUCACUAGUAUAGACCAUGCAGGCCACCUGGAUCCUGCUGCUUGUCUCUCUGGGUCUCUCUACCCUGGCUGGUGCUCAGAAAGGCCUGGAAUUCCCACGUUAUGAUGGCAAAGAUCGUGUCCUGGACAUAAAUGAGAAGAACUACCGCAAAGGCCUGAAGAAAUACGACAUGCUGUGCCUGUUCUACCACGCUCCUCCACCAACUGCAAAAGAGCUGCAGAAACAGUUACAAAUGACUGAAUUAGUGCUAGAGUUAGCUGCUCAAGUCUUGGAAGAAAAGGAUAUUGGCUUUGGAAUGGUUGACUCCCAAAAAGAUGCUAAGGUUGCCAAGAAAUUAGGUCUGCACGAGGAAGGCAGCGUCUAUGUCUUUAAGGAGGACCGUGUGAUUGAAUUUGAUGGCCUGCUCACUGCAGACACUCUUGUGGAAUUCCUUCUGGAUCUGUUGGACGAUCCGGUUGAGAUCAUUGACAAUGCUUUGGAGUUACGGGCUUUUGACAAUAUGGAAGAAGACAUCAAACUCAUUGGUUUCUUCAAGAGUCAUGACUCUGAACAUUAUCUUGCUUUCCAAGAGGCAGCUGAACAGUUUCAGCCUUUUCUCAAAUUUUUUGCUACCUUUGAGAAAUCUGUUGCAAAAGAGCUGACUCUGAAGAUGAAUGAGGUGGACUUCUAUGAGCCCUUCAUGGAGGAACCAGUCACUAUUCCAGACAAACCACACUCAGAGGAAGAGCUGGUGGCCUUCAUAUCCGAACACAGGAGACCAACUCUAAGAAAGCUCAGGGCAGAAGACAUGUUUGAGACCUGGGAGGAUGAUUUGAAUGGAAUCCAUAUUGUGGCCUUUGCAGAAGAAGAGGACCCUGAUGGUUUUGAAUUCUUGGAGAUUUUGAAGGAAGUGGCCAGAGACAACACACACAAUCCAGACCUGAGUAUUGUGUGGAUUGACCCAGACAACUUCCCACUGCUCAUUCCUUACUGGGAGAAGACCUUCAAGGUUGACCUCUUCAGACCACAGAUCGGUGUAGUUAAUGUUACAGAUGCGGACAGUGUCUGGUUGGAGAUACCUGAUGAUGAUGAGCUGCCUUCACCUGAAGAGCUGGAAAACUGGAUAGAAGAUGUGCUCUCUGGAACAGUGAAUACAGAGGAUGAUGAUGAUGAUGAUGACGACGAUGAUGAUGUUGACGAUGAUGACGAUGAUGAUGAAUGAUUCAUAUACUGUGAAGCUCAAAGAAAUCUGCUAAAAACAACUUUCUUUUACAGCAAAAUAGUUAUGUACAUUUUGUACACUGCAGAGUUCUAAUGUUAAAUUGAAAUUAUACAAGUCAAAGAAGUCUCUUAUUUAUCUAGGUAAAAAUAAUUUAUUUUAUUCACUUUUAAACUGGGGGAUUCAAAUGAAAUUCUGCAGUGCAAUUUUGUCACUGCAUCAAUUAUUCUUUUCCUGUACAUUUUCUACUGUAAUCAAUCACACAAUACAAUAAAACUUUACAACAGG